UCAAGGAAAUCCGACAUCAAGCCAGUGACUUCCCUUGUAAAGUAGCCAAGCUUCCAGAAAAUAAAAAUCGGAACAGAUAUAGAGAUGUCAGCCCCUUUGAUCACAGUCGAAUUAAGCUACAGCAAGGUGAUAAUGACUAUGUGAAUGCAAGCUUGAUUAAAAUGGAAGAGGCACAAAGGAGCUACAUUCUGACUCAGGGUCCUCUUCCAAAUACUUGUGGUCAUUUCUGGGAAAUGGUUUGGGAGCAGAAAUCUCGGGGCGUUGUCAUGCUCAACAGAGUGAUCGAAAAGGGAUCGGUAAAAUGUGCAAAGUACUGGCCAAGUAAAGAAGAAGGGGAAAUGAUGUUCACAGACACAAAAUUCAAGUUAACUUUAAUUUCUGAAGAUGUGAAAUCAUACUAUACAGUACGGCAAUUGGAAGUGGAAAACCUCGCAACCAAAGAAAGCAGGGAAAUAUUGCACUUUCAUUAUACCACAUGGCCUGAUUUUGGAGUACCAGAAUCACCUGCUUCAUUCCUUAACUUCCUUUUCAAAGUGAGGGAAUCUGGCUCACUAAAUCCAGAGUACGGACCUAUAAUGGUUCAUUGCAGUGCAGGGAUAGGACGAUCUGGCACCUUUUCUUUGGUCGAUACUUGCCUCCUUCUGAUGGACAAGCGGAAAGAUCCUUUGUCUGUGAAUAUUAAGGAAGUUUUAUUAGAAAUGAGAAAAUAUCGUAUGGGUCUCAUUCAAACAGCUGAUCAAAUGCGUUUCUCCUAUAUGGCUAUUAUUGAAGGGGCCAAAUUCAUUAUGGGAGACUCCUCUGUACAAGAACAGUGGAAAGAGCUAUCAAAUGAAGAUCUUGACCCACCUCCAGAGCAUAGUCCUCCACCCCCACGGCCUCCAAAAAGGACAACUGAGACACCGAAUGGUAAAGCACCGGAUCAUAGAAUGUCCUUUACUGAACCAAAUGAAAGAACCUGUGAGAAGAAACAGGAAGAAAGUCAUGAUGGUAUAAUGAAUCAACUUAGCAGUUCAAGACCAGAAAGUUCAGAACUAGAACUUCGGAAGAGGCAUGUUGGCGAAAGUGCUUCAAUGCCCACGCAGAUGAGUAAACAGGUGAAUCCAGGAAGAAGUGAAGAGGAUGAAGUGGUGGUGGAAGAGAAAAACUCAUGGUCACAUUGGAAACCUUUUAUGGUUAAUGUAUGUGUGCUCACUGCUCUUACAGCUGGGGCUUACCUCUGUUACAGGGUAUGCUUUCAUUGACAGAUACUCCAGAGAUAAUGUAUGUAUUGCAGUACAGUAAAACAGAUAAAAUAUUUGCUGUUUUGAAAAACUGGAGGGUCCAUGUCUUAAGAAGCAAACCUAGUUUCUGAGGCUGGAGCUUGGGUGCGAAUUAUAGGGAUAUGAUGAUGAUGAUGAUGAUGAUGAUGAUGAUGCACUAUGGUUUGUUGUAGUUCCAUGGUCCCAAGAGCAUAACAAUCAAAUCUCAGGGCCUUGAAUAUUCAGGAGAAAGCAGUAAAAAUGCCAAAUAGCUCUUUAUUUUUAAUGUGUGUGCGUGCGUGCAAGUGUGCUGGGGUAGGGCAGAAUAAUGUUGUAUACUGCAUUCUUUUGAUAUUGAGAAACUAAUCAUGUUCAGACAUAAUCAUAUCCUGUAACCCUGGUGUACUUAAUUCAUAAUUACAAUAUUAGUGUAUGUUUUGCUGUUUUUACAACCAAGUGAAAAAUGCCCAAUAUGUUCUUUAGAAACAUGAUGUAGCAUUUAUGUUAAACUUGUGUUUUCUUCCCGAACACCUUUCAGUAAUCAAAAAUAUAUCUUUUCUAAUGGAUUUUGGGAUGUGUCUGCGGUGAAAUUGCAUUAAUCAAAGCAAAGCUUUGGCUUUAUCUUGCUGCUUUCGUUAAAACAGGUUUGUUAAGAGGCUUCCACUGCCGCUCAGGGUAUCUCAGCAAAUUAGACCUCUUCAACUGUAUCUGGUAAAUAUUUUGCAUUACACAUGUACUUGCUCAUGCACAGACCAUCAAAAAGCAAAGAAAAUUAACUCACAUUUAGCCUUCCGCUUACUCAGUGACUGUAUAAUGGAGGAGGGGUAAUAUAAAAUACAAACAUUUCCACCAGCAUUUUUACAGCUGCGCCACAAAAUGUAACCUGCUAUGUUUGUAACUGAACAUUUUUUCACUCCAUAUUUAUUUGUGACUGUUGCCAAUCUUUUAACAGUGUAUUACAAAUAUAGCAUUUUUCUUCAACCUUGUAACAAAGGCACAUAGACAAGUUUAAAAAAAAAACUUCACGCCCGUACUGGAAACUGACUGCCAACUGCCCUCUAGAAUAUAGGGUACCAGUACUUAAUGUGAGGGAAAAUUGUAAGUAGUCAGUAUAUAGUCUGUUGUCAUCAGAAAAUAAAGUAAUUAACAUUUUUGGAUCAUGUAUAUCAAAAUGCAGGGAUACUAAUGAUGUAUAAUAGAAGAUCAUGUGUAAGCUACAGAAUUGCUUUUUGGAAUGAUUAUUAAUGGUCUGGAUUAUCAUGUAUCCUGGCAGUUGUAUAUUGAAUACCAGUGUAGUAGAGUGCAUGCAGACUCCAUUAGUGUCAUUUAAAUAUGUAAUUGCUCAGAAUAUGAAAGAUGUAUAUCUUAAUUACUACUGUGAACAUGUGUACCAUACAUUGAAAGUCUUUGCAUGAUUGUUCUGGUAGGUAGUAAUUCCAGUGGUUCUGACACUGACAAGUUAUUCCUUCAGUGGUUGAUUUCUCUGGGUUUUUAUAUAAAAGCGAGCAUACCUGUGUUUCCAAUCGAGUAUGGCGUGUGUGUGUGUGUGUGUGUGUGUGUAUGUGUGUGUGUGUAUAUAUAUUUUAUAUAUAUAUAUAUAUAUAUAUAUAUAUCUCAAGUGUGUAUUUUUCUAAUUGAUGUAAUUGAAAUGUCACAUUUCAGGUAGGUAGGAUCAAGUCCAAACAUUCCAAAUUGCCUACAGGGCUUGCUCAUGUCUUACUUCCUGUUGUCUUAAGCAAGGCACAGUUCUCCAGUUGUUUAACUUUGCUAGGUAAGGUUCAAUGUUUGGAGGGUUUUUUUCAAGUAGUGGCUCUGAACUAGGCUGUAUUCCUGUACAGAAAUAUGACUGGCUAAUCUGGUAACUUCCUCCAUUAUAUAAAUUACCAGGUUUUUGGCUGAUUUGAGGCACUUUGUAGAGUUUCAACCAAAAAAGUCUACAUUUUAAUAGCCUACAUCAAUGUUAAAUCCUCAGCACUGGGGUAUUAUUUGAAUGCAAUCUAACGGAAAUGAGUAAAUAAGCUCAAAUUGUAAGAUGUUAAAUUAAAAGGCUCUUGUAUAAUUAUGUAGUUAUGUUGUAUGUACAGAAAAUUAAAAGUUGGGUCUGGUAUACCUCUUAAAAGACAGAAAAUGCUAAAUAGCUGCUUUAACGUAAACGAGCUAUUGAGCUGCUGUGCUAAAUGCCUUAAUUAAAAUGCUCCUUGGAUCUUGCUCUUUCCAGAAUAGUCAUGCCAAUAAGAUAAUUAAACAGAUUAAACAAUUAGAUUGUGUCAUUAAGUGUUUUGCACAUUUUGAUACGAUGAACAGAUUGUGGACCAGUAAUAUAAUAUAAAUUUUCCACAAAAAUGAUCUUUAACAAUUUAAUCUAAGAGUCGUUGUGCUUUAUCUCCACCAGUUGGAAAGGAAGUAUGGUGCACACCACUGUAAUUUUUAGCACUCUGCAAAUGCCCAUGUUCUACCUGGAUACUCAGCAUUUGUUGCCCAUCCCUAAUUGUCUUUGAAUUGAUUGAGUGGCUUGCUGGGCCAUUUCUAUCUGCAGUGGAUCUGAAGUCACAAAGACCAUGCUGUGUAAAGAUGGCCAAUUUCCUUCUCUAAAUGAAACUUAUGAGCCAGAUAGGUUUCAGAACAAUCAGUGGCAGUUUCAUGGCACCAUUAUUGAUGCCAGCUUUUUCUUUUUUAUUCAUUCACAGUGGGGCAUUGCUGGCUAGGCACUAUUUAUUGCCCAUUCCUAACUGCCCAGAGAGCAGUUAAGAUUCAACCAUUACUGUGGGUCUGGUGUCACAUAUAGACCAGACCAGGUAAUGAUAGCAGUUUCCUCUCCAAAGGACAUCAGUGAUCCAGAUGGAUUUUUCCGACAAUGGAUUCAUGUCAUGAUUGGACUCUUAAUUCCAGAUAUUUAUUGAAUUAAAAUUCCGCCAGCUGCUGUGGUGGCAUUCAAACCCAGGCCCCCAGAACAUUACCCGAGUCUCUGGAUUAUUGGUCCAGUGGUAAUACUGCUAGGCUGUCGACUCCCCAGAUUUUAUUUGAAUUUAAAUUUCCACCAAUUUCUCUGGUGAGAUGUAAAGCCAAGAGCACUCAUCUGGGCCUCUGGAUUUCUAGUCAGCAUUACUACUAGGCCAUUGCCUCCCCUAGUUAUGCACACAAAAUUUUGGAAUUCCAAUAUAUUAUCUCAAACCGGUGGACAAAUACAUAGGACCUGGAUCUUAUGGAAUGUCAGCUAUUUGAAGAGUAGCACAUCUUAAUUAUGAAAUAAGCUCUUGCCUCCCCAAGACCCUUCCGUGAUGCUGACUAAGUGAGGAAAGCAAGGCAAAAGGUAUAAAAUGAUUGAGAACAUAUGAGUAGUUUGUUCAGUUUGGUAAUAUUUUUCUCUUUAUAACUCUGGCAAUGUGUGCAGUUGAUUAAUACAGUGACACCAGUUGUUCAAUAUGGAAACUUAAUUCAACCUUGCUUUAAUUGGCAGUGAUCGUUAUUCUUAUUAACAGCAAAUUUAGUCACUUGACUUAUUAAAAUAUCUUUCCAUUAUCAAUCUUUGUGCAAUGAACCUCAUGUAAUUGAGAUACUUCAGUUUAUUCAAGUUUUUUAAAAAAAGAGCUUGGUCAAAUAUGUGAAAGUGUUGUAAAGGUGAAUUUGGUCCAGGUUUUCUAGCAGAUUUUGAAUGAGCAAGCAAACAUCAGUAUUUGAAUACCAUAGUUUAUUGUUCUGAAAUGUUGAGUUUGAAGGUUUAGGGCAAUGCAGAGUUCAGCUUUAACAAUCAGCUUCCCGAAGGAAGUUAUGGACGAGAGACAAAUAGUCAACAUUGUAGAAACUGACUUGUAGACUCUGCAUCAGCAUUCAUUUGAAUCUGAUUUUUCGACAGGCUCAUUCCUGUCUAUCUGUGGAGAAUUGAAGCUGGUCAUUCACAGAGCCUUGCAGUACUGGGUUGUGUAAAAGUUUCAGCAGUAGUCAUGAGUUUUUGUGUCAUUUGAUCACGUUUUGUCAUCCAUCCAAUUAAUGAAAAAAAAAUCAACCACGUUGCUCUUAAACAAUAGUCACAUGUUUAUCAGAGUAUAGUUCAGUUGUCUGUUUUCUAUUACCUUAGAACUUGAAGAGGCCGCUAACUCCAGAAGAGUCUACCUUCUCAUCUUCUAUUUGGUUACCAUAACCAUGAGAGAGAGUAGAAGAAUUAGGCCAUUCCGCCUAUCACGUCUGAUCCCCAAUUCAAUCAUGGCUGAUACAUGUCUCCAUCCCAAUGCUCCUACCUUCUCGCCGUAACCCAAAAUCCCCUUACUAUCUAUCAAUAACCUAUUUAUUUCUGCCUUAAAGAUACUCAAUGAAUUGGCUUCCACAGCCUUCUGCAACAGUGAAUUCCAUGGAUUCACCACCCUCUGGCUGAAGAAUUUUGUUCCCUCUAUAUAUGUUGCGUAGGGCUGAUCUGAAGCACUGUGAUUUAAAGGGUUGGCCUUGGUAGGGUAGUAGUCCAGUUGCUCUGAGAACCUUUCUUGGGAAAUCUAGUGACAAGGUUGCUACCUGAAAAACUUGAUUUUAUUUAGACGGUGGUUGUUUUUGCACGGCGGUUGCAGCAGACAUGGCUGACAGGUUUGAAAUGUGCAAUUUAAUCAAGCUGAGGCUACACAACAAGAUCUAAAGUACUACACCAUCGUGAGAAUAGAUUUGUUGAAGUGAGAUGUUAAAAGGAACAGGGCAUUAUUAAUCGGGUAAACAGGUUUUUGGAAGCUGACCAGAAGUCAAUUUUACUAAAUGCCUAGAUACUGCAUAAAUGGCAAGAGAUGAUCUUCUAAUGCUCUGUCAGAGCACAAGACAAUGAUUAGCUAAUGGGUUUUUCCACCAUAAGCCCCUUCUAAACCUCAAGCCUUUUACCUUAAAUCUAUAACCCUAGUUAUUGACCCUUCUACUAGGGGGAAAACUGUCUUCCUAUAUCAUCUGUCUAUACCUCUCAAAUUUAUAGACCUCAUUCAAGUCCCCCUUCAGCCUUCUCUGCUUUAAGAGAAACCACCAGCCCAUGUAGUUUCUCUUCAUAGCUGAAACACUCCAGCCCAGACAACAUCCUGGUGAAUAUCCUCCACACUCUUUCGAGUGCAGUCUCAUCCUUCCUAGUGUCAUUCAUCCAUCAUCUUCCUGUGCUUGUAUUCAGUACAAAUAAAGGCAAGCAUCUGAUAUGUUGUCUUAACUACUUUAUCUCCACCUGACCUGUUGCCUUCAAGAAUCUGAAUCUCAUUGAUCUUCUGUCCUCCCUAUGAUCCUAACAUUCAUUGUGUAUUCUCUUGCCAUGUUAGUCUUUCCAAAAUGCAUCAUCUCACUUUUUUUCUGGAUUUAAUUCCAUUUGCCAUAGAUAUGCCCAUCUUUAUUGCCCUACAAUCAGGCUUUCCUACUUGCUAUUUACCACACUACAAUUCUCAUGUCCAUACAAACUUAUUGAUCAGACCCCUUACACUCAUGAUUUAGACAUGAAUUCAUAUUAUAAACAGCAAGGGACCAAGCACCACUGGACGCCGGCUUCCAAAAGCAGCCUUUGACCGUCACGCUCUGCCUCCUGCCUCUAAGCCAAAUUUGGGUCCAUUUUGCCAAUUGCCCUGGAUUCCAUGGGCUCUACCUUCUUGCCCAGUCUUCCACGCUAAUCCUUGUCAAAAUCGUUACCGACAUUCUUGUAGAUCAUGUCCACUGCACUACCGCCAUUCACACCUCUAGUCAGCUUUUUGACUCCAAAUGCUCUGAUGUAGAUUUUCCAACAAGUAGCUGCUCCCAGUCUACUUUAGCCAAAAUCUGUCUCAUUAUAUUAAAAUCAGCUUUCCCCCAGUUGUGAACUUUUUUAUUUGUGGUCCAUCUUUGGCCUUUUAUAUUUCUACCUUGAAUAUUUUGGAGUUAAGAGCCCUCUCAUCAAAAUGCUCUCUCACUGACACUUCUACCACUUGUCCAGCUGCUUUGCGAAAAAUUAGAUCCUGUUUCUUUUAGGACUUUCUACAUGCUGGCUUUAAAAAGUGCUUCUGGAUAUAUUUUAAGAAUCCUACCCUCGAUCAGCCUUUCACUUUGUCUAUCCCAGUUAAUUUGGGGAAGUUGAAAUCUCCCACUGUUUUAUUAAUUUUACACUUCUGUAAUUUGUCUAUAUGUCUAUCCUUGCACCUCUUUCUGACUGUUAGGAGCAUGUGAUAGAUCCCCAAACAUAUGAUUGCCUCUUUUUUGAUUUUGGGUGCUAUCCGCUCGGCCUGAAUGGAGAGCUUACAAGCUAUCGUCCCUCCUUUAUUGCUGUAAUUGACUCCUUGAUAAAUAUUGCGAUACCACCACCUCUUUUACACCCCUGUUUUGUCUGAAGAUUCUGUACCCAGGAAUAUUAAGCUGUCAGUCCUGGCCCACCUCAACCAUGUCUCCUUAUUGCAGUUCUGUCAUAUCACCAUGUGUUAUUCAGUACCCUCAAUUCAUCUGUCUUACAAGACUCCUUGUAUUUAAAUGCAUCCGACCUUGCCGAGCUUCCUUUGUGUUUUAACUUGACUGUGCAUGCUCUGUCACUGACUUGGCUUUUCUUCUAUAUUUGUCUGUACAUCACCUCCACUCCCUAUCCCAUUCCACUGCCAAAUUAGUCCACACGCUCCUCUGCAAAGAUAUUGAUCCUAUUGUGAUUCAGGUGUAACCAUUGGAUUUGUAGACGUUCCAUGAUCCCCAGAAACAGACCCAGUGAUCCAAAUCUAAAGCCCUCUCUUCUGCACUGACUCUUCAGCCAUGCAUUCACGUGUCUAUCCAUAUAUUCCUAUUCUCUCCAGCAUAUGGCACUGGCAGUAAUCCAGAAACUAGACUGCGGCCUUUGAGGACCUACAUUUCAAUCUACUACCUAGCUUCCUAAAUAAAAACCAAAAGAACUGAAGAUGUUGUAAGUUAGAAACAAAAACAGAAAUGCUGGAAAAGCUCCAGUCUGGCAGCAUCUGAAGAGAAAUCAGAACUAAUGUUUCGGGUCCGGUGACCUUCCUCAGAAUUAGCUUCCUAAAUUCUUGUUGCAAGAUCUCAUUCCUCUUUCCUCCCACGUUUAGUACCAAUGCAAACCACAACCUCUGACUAGCCUCCCCUUUCAGAAUUUCCUGCAGCCAUUCAGUGACAUCCCUGACCCUGGUUACAGGUGGGGCAGCAUAUCAUCUUGUAGUUAUGCCUGUAGCCACAGAAAUGCCUGUCUGUUUAACUCAUUCCUUUUUGGAGUUAUUCCCCUGACGCAGUGUCAGUGUUGAUUGCUGAGAAUUUAAAACCUCAGACCUAUUUCCAGAAGACUGUACAUUCGUUUAUUUGAUAUUGUGCAUAUUUUAUAUUAUGGCAGACAUGGCCUGAUUUUCUCCAAGUUUGGCAAGCUUGAUUUUUGUUUUGGACAAUACUGAUUUAGAUAGAAUUGUGUUCAAUUAGUGUGGUACCUGCCUCAAUAUAAUUAAUAAUAUUCACCUUCUGUUCAUUUCAUAUGGAUUCUCUAAUGUGUCUUAUACAUUAGUAGAAAUCUGUGUCCCACUAUAACUACACAAUUACAUUUGAUCACACUUAAAGAAUUCCAGCUUAGAUCUUACUAAUUUGGAUUAGAAAAUUAAGCUGAAAUCAAACAUAGUCAUCUUUGGAGUCUUAUCUGUUUGUAUGUCAGUGUAUGGAUUUCAAAUAAGCUGUUGAAAGUAAUAUUUUCUCCUCACCAAACCAUUUGGCCAAAUUAAGCUUCUGAUUCCAUGCCAGUAAUUACUCCAAAGUGUAACUUGCACACCAGCAAGGGAGUGGUAGGAAAGUGCAAAAAGAAAUUUGUUUAAAAAGUAUUCUGUUGUAAACAUUACUUGCCAUCUAUUGCAAUGUUCAGAGUUCACAACUUAAUUGUCAUUUUAAACAAAAAAAAAUUUUGGUCCAAACAUUUUUAUUUCCUAUAUAGUGUUGCAGUUUAGUGAAUGAUGUGAACCAGCACCCGUUCAAGAAACAGUAUUGUAGUAGCUAUUAUCUGUAACAUGGCAUCCGAGUUUAUCAAUGGAUCAUAAAAUUAUGCAAAGGUGUGUUUCUCUGUGUAAUUAAGUAGAUUUUUGUUUUUUGUACUUUAAACGGAUGAAGAAUAGGGAAAUCUUUUCAGUAUUUUGUUUGUAUGGCCUUGCCCAUACAAUUCUUAGGUCUGGUGUUGCAGAGAACCCUUCAAGUUAAGAACAUAAGUACUACUGUUCUCUCUUUCUCCUGUAGUCUUCCCAACAAUGUGAUUGUUAACAUUUUCUUUUAGAAACAAAUUCUGUAAGAUCACACUAAUUUGCAUAAAUUUCAGGGAUGUGUCUGACUUAACUGGAAUUAUUUUUUGUUUUAAUUGAUGUACUUUUGGACCAAAUGCAUACAAUUUUUUUAAAAAAUCUACCAACUUGUUUUCAUUGUGAUAUGUUGAAAACAGCUUAUUUUUAUAAACUUUCUCAGUGGAACUGUAGCUUUAAUUUAAAAUGAUAAAUGAAUUGCUUGCACUAAGCGUUUGUCAAUAGCUUGACUUCAAAUAAAACCAUAAAGCAGAAAGUUUGAUCAUAUGAAUGUCCUCUCCUAAGUGCACUGCCAAACAACUUUGAAAGCUAAACAGCCCACUCCUAGAAUUAUGGUAAACAAACUGUGCACCAUUUUUGUUCAAUCUAGUUUCUUUAUUAUAGGUAAAUUAUAGGUAAGCACUUGGGAGCUAAAAGUUGCACUUUUCUGUAUCAAUAAUCUUAAAAGAAAACUAAGAUUCACUGACUUUUUACUUGAGCUGGUCUGAUCUUUUAACAUGUUCCUAUUUGACUGUUUCACAUUUUUAUUAGCUUUUUGCCACAGAAGUACUAAAUAGCUUCGUGUAUUUUACUGUACAGUAUCUUAUGGACUAAGAGUAACUGUAUUGCUAUUUUCCAGGUAGCAUUAGCUACUUAUGCAUGUAUUGAUAUUGUUUGAUUUUCUACGGUUUUAUAUUGUUCAACCAUUUGACAAGAAAGAGGUCUGAGGCUUUUUAAGCAUUUACAGACUUUGCAAAACCAUUUAAAAUUUUACCAGCUGGCUUUCACAUGCACCACAUUAAUUUUUAAUUUAAAAUAAAAAAACAAAUUGAAAACAAA
Molecule: messenger RNA, 10285 nt
Organism: Rhincodon typus (whale shark)
Lineage: Eukaryota; Metazoa; Chordata; Chondrichthyes; Orectolobiformes; Rhincodontidae
Product: protein tyrosine phosphatase non-receptor type 1
Exons: 8
Coding region: 162-1241 (359 amino acids)
Biological process (GO): protein dephosphorylation
Molecular function (GO): protein tyrosine phosphatase activity
Source: RefSeq, a predicted model, not a curated record